Messenger RNA from Perognathus longimembris pacificus (Pacific pocket mouse), 3073 nucleotides. RefSeq names its product solute carrier family 13 member 5 (gene Slc13a5). Bases 186 to 1694 code for a protein of 502 amino acids. Gene Ontology annotation, molecular function: succinate transmembrane transporter activity; sodium:dicarboxylate symporter activity; citrate transmembrane transporter activity. The record is from RefSeq and is a predicted model, not a curated record. Gene Ontology annotation, cellular component: membrane. Gene Ontology annotation, biological process: citrate transport; monoatomic anion transmembrane transport. The transcript is spliced from 13 exons. Lineage: Eukaryota; Metazoa; Chordata; Mammalia; Rodentia; Heteromyidae.
CCCAGCCAGUCCGGAGUCCAGAUAGGAAACGGAGGGAGAGGGUACUGGAGAUAGAACUCUGGAGACCCGGAGGACGCCAGUGGACGUUUCACCAGACAUCCGGGCGAAGCCAGAAAAGAGCAGCCCAGAGCCCAAGUCCGCAGCCGAGGGUCGCGCGUCCCUGGCUCCCGCAACUCCGUGGCGCGAUGGCCUCCGUGCUGAACUGCUUGUUCAGGCUGAAGAACGCGCUGAUCCUGUUUUGCACCCCCAUCCUGCUGCUUCCACUCAUCAUUUUGGUGCCGGGAAAGGUUGUCAAAUGUGCCUUUGUCAUCCUCCUCAUGGCCAUCUACUGGUGCACGGAUGUCAUCCCCAUGGCCAUCACCUCUCUCUUUCCUGCCUUGCUUUUUCCACUCCUGAGGAUAAUGGACUCCAAGCAGGUGUGUUUCCAGUACAUGACAGACACCAAUAUGUUGUUCGUGGGUAGCAUGGUCGUGGCCGUGGCUGUGGAGCGCUGGAAUCUGCACAGGAGGAUUGCACUGAAAACGUUGCUCAUUGUGGGAUCCAGGCCCACAAGGCUGAUGAUGGGCUUCAUGGCCGUCACAGCCUUCCUGUCCAUGUGGAUCAGCAACACGGCCACCACAGCCAUGAUGGUGCCCAUUUUAGAGGCCAUGAUGCGGCAGAUGGAAAUGUCAGUGACCACACCAGAUACCACUGCCACCAUGGUGGAGAUGGAGGAGAAGGACAAAGCCAGUGAGUGGCCUGGACCUGGGCACAGGGAUUGUCUCUGUGGCUGGCCGAAUGUCCUUGAACAAAAAAACGAGAUUAAAAAGAAUAUGUACAAGGCCAUGAACCUCUCUGUGUGCUACGCAGCCAGCAUUGGGGGAACAGCCACGCUGACGGGGACAGGACCCAACGUGGUGCUCCUGGGCCAGAUGCAGGAAUUGUUUCCUCAAAGCAAAGAUGUCUUGAACUUCGCCUCUUGGUUUGCAUUUGCCUUUCCCAACAUGCUCCUCAUGCUGGUGUUGAGCUGGCUGUGGCUCUACAUAUUUUACAUGAGAACUGGGUUUUGCACGGAUGCCACGGUGGCUCUCUUUGUGGCCGUCUUGCUAUUUGUUUUGCCUUCAAAGAUGCCUCAGUUCAACAUCUUCAGCAAGUCUGAAGCAGACAAGAAAACUCCAUUUUAUCCCCCAGCUCUGCUGGAUUGGAAAGGGGCACAGCAGAAAAUCCCCUGGGGCAUUGUGCUGCUGCUCGGGGGUGGAUUUGCUCUGGCAAAAGGAUGUGAGACCUCAGGACUCUCGGAGUGGAUGGGGCAGCGCAUGGAGCCCUUGAGGAAAUUGUCUCCAACUGUCAUCACCUUGGUCUUGUCCCUACUCGUUGCCUUGUGUACUGAAUGUACAAGCAAUGUGGCCACCACCACCCUGUUCCUGCCCAUCUUCGCCUCCAUGGCUCGCACCAUUGGCAUCAACCCGCUGCUGGUCAUGCUCCCCUGCACGCUGAGUGCAUCCUUCGCCUUCAUGCUGCCUGUGGCCACCCCACCCAACGCCAUUGUGUUUUCCUACGGACAUAUCCGGGUUUCUGACAUGAUGAAAACGGGAGUCAUUAUGAAUAUAAUUGGAAUUUUUUGCGUGCUUUUGUCUGUCAACACCUGGGGACGGCCCAUAUUUGGCUUGAAUAAAUUUCCUGACUGGGCUAAUUUGACAUCCACUAACACUUAGGAAGAGCUACAAGGUCCCAAGCAUGGCUCCCACUCUCCUGAAAAUGAUGAACAUUCAGCACAGCUUGCACAGAACGUGGGGCUCACACCCCGGUAGGAUCCAACGACACCCACACCCCACCAUGAUCCAGCCUAUCUGGGCUGCCAUUUCCUCCAGACCUGGUUUCAAGAGAUGACAAUGGGCAACUGGAGAGAAGGUAUGGAAGCAAAGGCAGCCCCCUCAAGAGACCCUGGGGCCCAACUUUUCUGGGCUCUGCUAUCAUCUCUGGGAUGAGCAAGUAGUAGAAGAACCAAGAUGCAGGCCCAUGCUGGACCCUGGCUCUUAUCUGCUUAGUCCUGGCUUGUCUACAGAGAUGAGAGCCCUGGGAUGCCACCUGAGAAACAGCCUACCAGCACCUGGGCCUUCUCCACAAGUCUCAGACUUCCUCUGUCACUCUGAAGGAGACAACCCAGCCAGAAUGUCUGGUCUUGGGCAGGCUCCCCAGAUUGGAGUGGUGGUGGGAGCUUCUCAGCGCCUCCAGCAGACUUGUGUAGUACCAUCAGCAUGGCAAAGGACGAGUAACUUGAGGACGCCCCCUGCUUCCCUCUGCAGCUCGUCCUCAGCUGACCUGUCUCUGCCUUCCCUUGUUCUAUGCUCAUUAACAAUUUGGAUGCGCUUUUCCCAACUCUCCAGUGAGCCUUCCACUUCCUAAGUGCCUUUGUUGUCCGGGCCCACUGCUGUUCAAGCCCCCAGCCUGAGGCCCUUUCCUCUCAGGGAAGUCAGUUUGGCUCUUCUAGGAGAUGUUUUUUGUGCCUUUCCCUCAACUAGAAUCACACUCCCAAGUGUGAGCAUUGGUGGCUCCCUGUCUCUUGUGGCCAUGCCGGUUGGCCACAAAGCAUGGUUGAGAGUGAGUGGAGCUUUUGGUCCCUCAGCUGACAGGCCCUUCUGUGAGUUUCCUGGGCACUGUCUCCAGAAAGUCUGUGGGAAUCCUCGGGACCCCUGGAGAGACCAAGACAGAUGAGGAGACAGCGUGGGACGCCACUGAAGACUGUGUAUCUGUUUCUUUGAGAGAGAUGACCAAGGCUUUGCCCUCAUGAAGUGUUUUGUCUGCCGUGGAAAGGUCCACUGUGCUGAGCUGUCUCUGCUUUUCUGCUGUGUGUGAGUGUGUGUGUGCACAUGCGUGUGGUAUGCUCAGAGAUGGGGGGAGGUAGCUGAGUGAGCUCCUCAGCUGCUUCCUGCACCUGUGAAUAGGCCGGUUAUUCCAUCUCUGCAGCAACUCUGAAACAAGCAGUUGAUAGUAUUCUUCAUUGUCCUUGAGGCAAAACAAGGGCCAGAGUGGCCAAGUGGGGAGUCUGAAGUCACACAUCAAGCCAACGAGAGUCUGUGGUUUUAAUAAAGCG